Molecule: messenger RNA, 197 nt
Organism: Ambispora leptoticha
Lineage: Eukaryota; Fungi; Glomeromycota; Glomeromycetes; Archaeosporales; Ambisporaceae
Source: the annotation of a GenBank genome assembly
AACAAUUGGUUGAAUUGAGUGAUUUCAUACAAUCCAUCUCUUGUACUUCUACUUAUUCAGAAUCAAAUGAAACUCUUCAAGAAUUUGUAACUAGUCUUAGGCUUAAUGCUACUGAUCAAGUUUAUGACUUGGAAGUUAAAACUCCAAUUUCAACAAAUAUGAAUGAUACUAUUGUGGCAUCAGCAUCUUCUUCAUGA